Messenger RNA from Cannabis sativa, 1380 nucleotides. Its product is annotated as probable carboxylesterase 12. Gene Ontology annotation, molecular function: hydrolase activity. The coding region runs from base 208 to 1152 and encodes 314 amino acids. The transcript has 2 exons. NCBI's taxonomy places the organism in Eukaryota, Viridiplantae, Streptophyta, Magnoliopsida, Rosales, Cannabaceae. The record is from RefSeq and is a predicted model, not a curated record.
GGGAAUAACAUUCCAAGACUAAACCUUCAAAAACAAAUAAAUAAUAUUACACUUUACCAUUACCUUAUUAAUAUUAACCUAAAAGAGUUCCUAACAUUUUUUUUUGGUUAAACAAUGCAAAACGUACAUUUAUUUCCAUUAAAUACAAAAUAUAAAAUCACCAUGCUUGAAUGACUCUCAUCCAAUCCCAUCAAUCAAAUUCUAAGCAUGGAUAAUGAAAUAGCUCAAGAUCUCUCUCCUCUUAUCAAACUCUACAAAAAUGGCCAAAUUGAGCGUCUCGUCGGAACAGCCACCGUCUCCGCUUCCCUCGACCCCGAAACCGGCGUUAACUCAAACGACGUCGUUAUCUCUCCCGAAACAACUUUAUCAGCUCGGCUUUACAUACCCAAAUCGGCCGGCUCAAUUCAAACCAAACUCCCUCUCCUCGUUUACUUUCACGGCGGUGGCUUCUGCGUCGAAACCGCCUUCUCUCCCGUUUACCAUAACCACCUCAACUCUCUUUCAUCUCAAGCAAACAUAGCUAUUAUCUCAGUAAAUUACCGAUUAGCCCCCGAGCACCCUCUUCCAGCCGCUUACGACGAUUCAUGGGCCGUUUUCAAAUGGGCCUUAGCCCAUUCCAACGCUAAAGGCCCAAACGAGUGGCUCAAUUCCUUAGUUGAUUUCGGAAGAGUUUUUCUCGCUGGAGAUAGCGCCGGCGGUAACAUUGCCCACCACGUGGCACUCCGAGCGGGUUUUGAGGGAAUUAAUCUGAGAGGGAUUGUUUUAAUUCAUCCGUAUUUCUGGGGGAAGGAACCGAUCGGAGAUGAAGGCAAGGACGGAGGAAGUAGCGGAGAUGAAGCUUAUCCGGGUAUGUUGUGGAAGUUUGUUAACCCGUCGUCGAAUAAUGGGUCGGAUGAUCCGUUGAUAAACCCGAGUAAGGAUCCGAAUGUGGGGAAGUUGGGUUGUGGAAGAGUGAUGGUUUGUGUGGCGGAGAAAGAUGGGUUGAAGGAUCGUGGGUGGUUUUAUAAGGAAGUGUUGAAGAAGAGUGGGUGGGAUGGUUGUGUUGAGGUGGUGGAGACCAAAGGAGAAGGUCAUGUCUUCCAUUUGUUCAAUCCAAAUUCUGCUAAUGCUGUUGAGUUUAUGGCUCAAAUCUCUAGCUUUAUCAAUCAAUGAAAAAAAGGAGUCUUUUCACAUUAUUGAUUGUGGAAGAUAGGGACAACAGUGGAACUAGCUAAGGAAAAAUAAGAUAUACUUAAUUUCGUUUAGAAAAUAAUAAAUAAAAGUUAAACUACCUUUUGUUUUCUUUUUGAAAACUUGGCCAGAAUGGUGUAGACCUGUGACUUGUUUGUUUCUAAUAAUAACGUGGUGUUGAAUAAUAUUUUAGAUCUUAUCUUACAAUUA